GACGUGUGACGUCAUCAAGAGCGACGAAAGCUGAAGUAAGCGAGCGCCUCGUGUCUCCCACUUUACCAAAAUAAACUCGAGACAGGGAAAGCCGUUGUAGAUUGUUUUUUUCCCCGAGAAGGCCGACACUGAUAAGUCUCAUAUCACCCAGAGGCAGAACCAAGUAAGAAGCAGUUGCCAUUUACUGUUAACGCUAAGAUGGAUGUGAAACAGGAGACUUGUGAAGUUGACAUAAAUACCAUGGAGAUAACGGCGGUAACAGUUAAAGAGGAGGAGGACGACGACGACGACUGUGAAUGGGAGUCUGUCCACCCAAAACCAGAGAAUCUCUGCAUUAAGGAUGAAGACUAUAAAGUGGGUUCAGUGCACAUUAAAGAAGAGGCCGAGGAGAAGUGUGUAAGCAUUGAGACCCAAAGGCAUAAAGGUGCAGAGCGUGACGACUUCAAGGUGAGGGCUGAGUCAGUGCAGUCUGACACCAAGAGGACUGAGGAAACGCCAUCUACUAGAACUCUGCAAGAUCAACCGUCGCCUUCAAAUUGGUCUGAAAUAAGAGAGAAGCCCUACUGCUGUUCUGAAUGUGGCAAACAAUUCUCACAAAACGCCAGUCUUCAGACCCACAGAAGAAUUCAUACAGGAGAGAAGCCGUAUUGCUGUUCUCAGUGUGACAAACGAUUCUUCAGCAGCAGUGCUCUUCGGAAACACACUAAACUUCACACAGGAGACAACCUGUAUUCCUGCUCUGAAUGUGGCAAAAAGUUCUCAACAAGGAGUAGUCUUCAGAACCAUGAAACAAUCCAUACUGAAGAGAAGCUGUUUUCGUGCUCUGAAUGUGGGAAACAAUUUUCUCAAAGAAACAAUCUCCAGAGCCAUUUAAGACUUCAUACAGGAGAGAAGUCCUAUUGCUGUUCAGAAUGUGGCAUGCAGUUUUCUGUAAAGAGUACUCUCGAGAGCCACAAAAGGAUUCAUACGGGAGAGAAGCCGUAUUGCUGUUCGGAAUGUGGCAAACAAUUCUCGCAAAAGAACAACCUACGGAGACACACAAGAAUUCAUACGGGAGAAAAGCCAUACUGCUGUUCUGAAUGUGGCAAACAGUUUUCACUUAAGUUCAAUCUUCAGUGCCACCAAAAAAUCCAUACAGAAGAUAAGGCAAAACUCAAGAGUAAGGUUUCACACCUGUCCUGAAAGUAAGGAAACUAAACCAUUGUUGAGAAAGUGAAGCUGACAGAAGCCAUAUUGUUGUUCUGAAAAAAAUAUGGCACCAAAAUUCCUACUAGAGAGGAGCCACUUUCUUGUUCUGAAUGUGGAAAACAGUUUUGAAGAACUGAUUAUGUUGAGAUCCAUGCAAGAAUUCAUACUGGAGAGAAGCCAUAUCGCUGUUCUGAGUGUAACAAACUAAUCUCCAGUAGCAGCAUUUUUAACAGGCACAUGAGAACUAACACUUGAUAGUAAGAACAGCAAGUGGUAUUCCUGCUGCGAUCACAUUAAAGACCAGGUGGAACAGCCAGAGACUGGGCAGAAGGAUAAGAGGAAGUGAAAUUCUGUAAUCGCCAGUAGAACUAAACCCUUCCAGCUCCUCAACCGCAUGUUCAUAGGAUGGGUUUUCUGCUGCAAAUGCCUUAUGUGUUAUGGCUGCUCUCUGCCACACUAAGCAUAUUAGAUUGCUAGGCAGUCAGUGGACUUUUAAAGCCCCACUGGAACUUUUUACUAUUCAGUCAGAAAAUCUAGUGAGCGCAUCACUAUUAGAGUAAAAAUAUGCCAACGCCUGUCAGGGAAAUGAGCCACCUUGGCCCACCAGCAAAAGCUCACAGCCGAAGAACUAGUUCAGGUCAGAAGUGUACUAGUGACGCUCAAGAUCUAACAAAGUUAACACCCAAGCUUCUGAAGGCUCAUUCAGAUAACACUGAGAUUGAGAUAGUUAUUGUAUUUUGCAGUUUGCUUUGUGGUUCAAUAAUUAACACUUUUUAAUAUUGA
This is a messenger RNA of Polypterus senegalus (gray bichir), 1971 nucleotides long. RefSeq names its product gastrula zinc finger protein XlCGF7.1-like. Gene Ontology annotation, cellular component: transcription regulator complex; nucleus. Bases 199 to 1182 code for a protein of 327 amino acids. Lineage: Eukaryota; Metazoa; Chordata; Cladistia; Polypteriformes; Polypteridae. Gene Ontology annotation, biological process: regulation of transcription by RNA polymerase II. The transcript has 3 exons. The record is from RefSeq and is a predicted model, not a curated record. Gene Ontology annotation, molecular function: RNA polymerase II cis-regulatory region sequence-specific DNA binding; DNA-binding transcription factor activity, RNA polymerase II-specific.